CUGAUCUGGGUGCAAAAACAGCUGAUCCUGGCUUGCCACAGAAGCAUCCCUUAGGUACAAGGCUUACUGCUAAGAAAACACAGUGCUCUUCUAGGGGGUGUGUACCUGUGAGAAACAGGAAGCAGUGCAGCAACUGCCUGUGCAAAGAGACUUGUAUUUCUGAUCAGAGCAGGUGUGCACUCUCUCUGUGGAACGUGUUCGCUCCAAGCAUCUUGGCAGUUGUGCUGCUCAACAGAAAUUUUUAUCUUCUUUUGGUGUGUGUGCGUGCGAACCACCGUGGGUAAAGGAAAAUGACUGCAUUACAGCUGAAAGAAUUAUCAUAUUCACGUCUGUACAGGAGAAGACGGGAUCGCCCAGAUAGCCUGGGUCUUCACGGGUUACCUGAGCAGAAGCUAAGCAACAUGGCCAAUGCCCUUGCAAAUGCCAUGUGCGAGCGCUGUCGAGGAGGCUUUGCACCGGCAGAGAAGAUUGUGAACAGCAAUGGUGAGCUGUAUCAUGAGCAGUGUUUUGUGUGUGCCCAGUGCUUCCAGCAGUUCCCUGAAGGGCUUUUCUAUGAGUUUGAAGGAAGGAAAUACUGUGAACAUGACUUUCAGAUGCUUUUUGCUCCUUGUUGUCAUCAGUGUGGGGAGUUCAUUAUUGGUCGUGUUAUUAAAGCUAUGAAUAAUAGCUGGCAUCCAGAAUGCUUCUGCUGUGAUAUCUGCCAACAGGUACUGGCAGACAUUGGAUUUGUGAAGAAUGCUGGCAGACACCUUUGCCGUCCAUGCCAUAAUCGGGAGAAAGCCAGGGGAAUGGGCAAAUACAUUUGUCAAAAGUGCCAUGCCAUCAUUGAAGAACAACCUCUCAUCUUCAAGAAUGACCCUUACCAUCCUGAUCACUUCAACUGUGCCAACUGCGGAAAGGAACUUACUGCUGAUGCCCGAGAACUGAAGGGGGAGUUGUACUGCUUGCCUUGUCAUGACAAAAUGGGAGUCCCCAUCUGUGGAGCGUGCAGGAGGCCAAUUGAAGGGCGAGUGGUGAAUGCUAUGGGGAAGCAGUGGCAUGUAGAGCAUUUUGUUUGUGCAAAGUGUGAGAAACCAUUCCUAGGCCACCGUCACUAUGAGAGGAAGGGACUGGCAUAUUGUGAGACUCAUUACAAUCAGCUCUUUGGUGAUGUUUGCUUCCACUGUAAUCGUGUGAUUGAAGGAGAUGUUGUGUCGGCCUUGAAUAAGGCAUGGUGUGUACACUGCUUCGCAUGUUCUACUUGCAAUACUAAGUUAACACUCAAAAACAAGUUUGUGGAAUUUGAUAUGAAGCCUGUCUGUAAGAAGUGCUAUGAGAAGUUUCCGCUGGAGCUCAAGAAAAGACUGAAGAAAUUGGCUGAAACUUUGGGAAGAAAGUGAGGCCUUCUGCUUCAGAUCUCAUCUUGCUGUGCAAAAUUUAGGAAGUGAUAUUACUGCAGACUUAUUUUUGUUGAGUCUAUGAAACCUAAACAAAAAAGUAUUCCAAUGCAAGAUUAGCUUCAUACUGAAAUGCUUGCCUCAUCACCUUGACAGUAUCCCUCUAAAGGCUCUUUACAUCUUAUGUAACCUCAUAUCCAACCAUUUAAAAUCUGUAUUUUACACAUAUAAAUUUGUAUAUUGUAUAUUUGCUUAGCUAGAGGCAACUAAAAAAAUGUCCUAUUACUGCAGGGGGACACUGGUGCUGAGUAGCCUAAUUGUGCAUAUCUAGUCUAGCAGAUUCCCUCACCAAGUAGACCACACCUCAUUUUAAAUUAACAUCCAGCACAGUUUGUUCCUCCAUGCAAAGCAGAGAACAGACGGUGUGCAAGCAAAUACACUGAGGCUGCAAUUCUCUGCAGACUUACCCGGGAGUAAGUCCCAUUGAACUCAGUGGGACUUCUGAGUAGACAUGUAUCAGACUGCAUAAUUAAGCCCCUACAAGAGAAUUUUACUGGAUUGUGGCCAUAGAAUUGAAUGUUUCUCCAUACAUAUGCAUUAUUUUAUUUUAAUUUAAAGUCACUCUUGAACUGUAGUUUAAUGUCUUUUACCAAAGCUUUUGUGGCAUAAGUGAGGGAUUAGAAGGUUCUAGCUCCUGAAAUAGCUUUUACUUUACUGCCAAUGCUGGUACUUAAAUGUUAAAAAUUGUGAGCCCAGUGCUCACAGCUCAUAAAGUUUUUGAAACAAGUUCUUAUUGUUUGACCUCUAAUUGUGAACUAAAAACAAACAACAAUCACAUUUUCAGACUUUAUGCUGUUGCCCUUGGGAAAACGUUUGAUAACAAAACAAACCAGCAUUCUCAACAUUUAGAAGUCCAUAUUCUGCCAGAAAGCCUUGUUAACUAUGCCUGCCAAUUUACCAGGAAAAACCCUACAUAAUCCAAGGCUACAGUGCUGUAUCCACUUACCUGGAAGUAGGUCCUAGUGAACUCGGUGGGUCUUACUUCUGAGUAGACACAUACAGGAUUUCAGUGUUUAUAGAGAUUCUAUCCUUUACAGCUGCUUGGAUGUGAAUCUUAAUGAAUUAAUGAAGCCCAGUACAGCAAAUACAGUAAUGCUUGUUCAGAGAUUAAUAACGUUUGUCAUUAAUCAAUGUAAGCAGAAUCUUGGUUGUAGUUCUCAAAGAAGUGCAGCAAGAUGACUCUGGAAUGCAUCAUUUGAAGACUGCAGCCCAAAGUAACAAAUUGCAACAUAGUUCUUCUAUAUUGUGAGAAAUAUGUCUAUGCAGAGCUACUUGGAUUUUGUGGAAUCCCUCUAUGUACCAGAAAUAUUCCUCUGUGUUUUUGUAUUUCAUUUCCUUGUGCCUUAUUCUGCCAUACUUAAGCAAUAUUAGUCAAAGUAUUUACCCUUUAUAUGCUGUUAUUUUGUAUUUUUAUGCAGAAAAUAUAUGCCCAGUAUUUGAAAAGGUUACCUGUAUUAAUCAUUUUGGACUGAAGAAUUUUAAUUUUUUAAUGAUGGAAGAUGCCCAAGUUUUUCAAAACAAUUUUUUUCUCAGCUUAGUUCUUUCAAAAUAGCACAUGAAUUAAAAAUCUGAAAAUGUCCCGGUUCUGACUGAAAACUUCAAUAAAAUACAGUGUUAACUA
Rhineura floridana is the source of this 3057-nucleotide messenger RNA. RefSeq names its product LIM and senescent cell antigen-like-containing domain protein 1. Gene Ontology annotation, biological process: cell-cell adhesion; positive regulation of substrate adhesion-dependent cell spreading; cell-cell junction organization. Gene Ontology annotation, cellular component: cytoplasm; focal adhesion; cell-cell junction. The record is from RefSeq and is a predicted model, not a curated record. The coding region runs from base 291 to 1379 and encodes 362 amino acids. Lineage: Eukaryota; Metazoa; Chordata; Lepidosauria; Squamata; Rhineuridae. The transcript has 10 exons.